AUGAUUUCCUUGGUCACAAAUCAGCUUCUAGCUUGAGGGAUGAUUGGAAGAUCAAGUAUCAAAUCUGUAAAAUCUCUAAACUUCUUAGAACCCCUGAUUCAAAGAGAGAGAGAGAGAGAAAAGAAAAACUAUUUCCCUUCAGUUUACUGUGUAUAUGCCUUUCAACAGAGAUCUUAAAGAUUGAGGUGUUACAGAGUGGCAGUAGUAUAGGUUGCUAGCUAGAAUUCUUGACUGGGAGUUGGAUGGAAGAAGUUUGACACACAGCUCUGUCACUGAGUCACUACUUGAUUUUGGCUUGCUUUCCAGGAACAUUUAUGCCACUAAAGCUCAAGUACAGGAAUGUUUUCAGAAAAAGAACACAAGCCGUAGGAGGACUGAAGAAGCAAAUUCAUUAAAAAAAUUAUAGUGAAGACUUGCAAAAAAUUGUUCUGCUCUAAUACCAAACAGUCAAAAUGCCUACACAGGAUCUGCGCUUUGUUUUAUGGGGCUUAUUGAAAAUGCAGAGUGAGAAGCAGGAUCCAGUAAAUUACUAUGUUGGGAUUGAUGUUGGAACGGCAAGUGUUCGUGCGGCUUUGGUAGACCAAUUUGGGACAAUAGUGGCACAUUCGGAUCAGCCAAUCCAAAUUUGGGAACCCCAACCAGACCACUAUGAGCAAUCCUCUGAUGACAUCUGGGCUGCUUGUUGCACAGCGACAAAGAAAGUCAUCCAACAAGUAGAGGUUGCCUGGAUUCGAGGGCUCGGUUUUGAUGCUACGUGUUCACUUGUUGUUGUGGAUAAGCAGUUUCAGCCCUUGGCAGUUAAUUAUGAAGGGGAAUGUAAAAGAAACAUCAUUAUGUGGAUGGACCAUCGUGCAGCCAGUCAAGUGGACAGAAUCAAUGGAACUCAACACAGUGUUUUGAGCUACGUUGGGGGAGUGAUGUCUGUAGAAAUGCAGCCGCCUAAGUUGCUGUGGAUGAAAGAAAACUUGAGAGAGUCUUGCUGGGAAAAGGCAGGCUACUUCUUUGAUCUUCCAGAUUUCUUAUCAUGGAAAGCAACAGGUGUCACUGCAAGGUCUCUCUGUCCACUGGUGUGCAAAUGGACAUAUUCCCCAGAGAAGGGCUGGGAUGAUAGUUUCUGGAAGGUGAUUGGCUUAGAAGAUUUGGUGGCAGAUAAGUAUGAAAAAAUAGGAAACCAAGUCCUGUCUCCUGGAGCUUCUGUUGGAAAUGGCCUAACGCCAGAGGCUGCAAAAGACCUCGGUCUUGCUGAAGGGACUGCAGUAGCAGCAUCUCUCAUUGAUGCACAUGCUGGAGGACUAGGAGUGAUCGGAGCAGAUGUGAAAGGAUAUAACCUGCCCUGUGAAAAUCAGCCAGUUACGUCCCGGCUUGCUGUGAUCUGUGGAACAUCUUCCUGUCACAUGGGGAUAAGUGAUGCUCCCAUUUUUGUGCCUGGUGUUUGGGGUCCCUAUUACUCAGCCAUGGUGCCUGGAUUCUGGUUGAACGAGGGAGGCCAAAGCGCUACAGGAAAACUGAUAGAUCACGUAGUCCGAGGCCAUGUUGCCUUCCCAGAGUUACAAGCAAAAGCUGCAGCCAGUGCUCAAAAUAUAUAUGCAUACUUGAACAGUCACCUGGAUCUGAUUAAGAAAUCUUUGCCUGUGGGUUUCCUCACUGUUGAUUUACACGUUUGGCCAGAUUUCCAUGGUAACCGAUCUCCCUUAGCAGAUCUGACACUGAAGGGCAUGGUUGUUGGACUGACAUUGUAUCAGGGCCUUGAUGAACUCGCUCUUAUCUACUUGGCCACAAUUCAAGCCAUUGCUUUGGGAACAAGACAUAUUUUGGAAACUCUGCAGUCUGCCGGGCAUCACAUCAGCACUCUGUUUCUGUGCGGUGGACUGAGCAAGAAUCCCCUCUUUGUGCAGAUGCAUGCUGACAUUACCGGCAAGCCCAUUGUCCUGUCCAAAGAGGUGGAGUCUGUUUUAGUUGGUGCUGCUAUUCUUGGAGCUUGUGCUUCUGGAGAUUUCGCUUCGGUACAGGAGGCCAUGGAGAGAAUGGGAAAAAUCGGGAAAAUCGUGCAGCCAGACCACAGGGAUAAAAGAUUUUAUGACAAGAAGUAUGAAGUGUUUUUGAAACUUGCUGAACAUCAGAGAGAGUAUAAAGCCAUCAUGCAAGGCGUAUAAUCAACAAUCAUAUAGUCUGGGAACAACAGGGAUCACAGAAUUUCCAGGGGUUUACAACUAAAAGUUCAUAGGAAUUUUGUCUCGUGUCAUUCAAUUUAAAACAAAAUUGUUCUAAUUUUAAUUUAAAAAUCUAGUACUUUCACUACGUGCUGCUGCACUGAGUAAUCUUCCAAGCCACUGCACGCCAUUGGACUAUAGAUUGGGGUUCUCAAUCUAUUUCUUUCUGAGCCCCCCCUAACAUGCUAUAAAAACUCCACAACAAAGUUUUUUCUGCAUAUAAAAGCCAGAGCCGGCAUUAGCAGAUAGCAAGCAGGGCAAUUGUCCAGGGCCCCACACUACAAGGGGUAUUGCGAAGCUAAAUUGUUCAAUCUUUGGUUUCAGUGCCAGGUGAUGGGGUCUGGGUCCCUGGGCUGCAAUCCUGCAUGGCGUAGCUUUGGCUUUCUGCUCUGGGCCCUAGCGAGUCUAAUGCCGGCCAGGCUCGGUGGACCCCCUGAAACCUGCCCCAAGCCCCUGUUUGAGAACCACUGCUAUAGAUGACCAUUGACUCCAGUUAAAAAAAAAAACCAGACAUGCCACCAGGGCCAACACUCAGGUAAUGACCAUGAGCUGGAAAAGCAGAAGAAAGCAGUUAAUUGGCUCACCAAAGCAAACCACUAGUGGCUAGGCUAGAAAGGCUGUUGCAUUUUUAACAUGGAUUCUGCUGUACUGUUUCAUAAGAUGACUAGCAAAGCAGGCCUACUGCUCCAUUUAAUUCUAGCACCACUCCUCUGAUACAGUUAAGAUUGACAUUGAAUUUUCAUGGUAAACUCCUACUGUCCAGAGUGUAAAAUUUGAUGAUAGCAUUUCUGUCUGGGUGCUGAUAUUUUCGAAACAUGCUUGUGACCUGGAAUUUGUGUUUUGGUUUUUUCUCUCUGAUACACCACAAAUUUCAAAAGUAAUUUCAAGGGGAAAAAGUGGGAUGGGCAUUGCUUUUUAUUUGGGUGAUUUCCCCCUCCUUGCAGUGUCAGACACUUGGCUGUCAGAUAACUCAAUCCAUUUUGUCUAUGGCAAGUGAUUCGUCCUUAAUGUGCACCAAUCAUUUUGAAGAUGGAAAAACAGCCAGCCAUUAAUAUUUAAAGAUCAGAUUGCGCCGAAGCAAUUUUUUUUAAGCAUGUUUAUAAUGCAGGUACCUUUCCAUGACUCACGGAUGCUAAUAAAACAUCCUGCUGGCUGCUUCUCAUAUAGCCACCAAUGAAGCUGUCCAUAUGAAUCCGUGCCCAUCCUCACAUCAGAGACAGGGUCUGUGUUUGGUGACACAGGAGACAUGAAACUGGGAGUGUUGAGCAUGGAGCCCCGCUGUAUCGUAAGUGCAGGAGAGGCACAGGUUGGCUUCCCUCAGUCCUGCGUUUGUGUCUGCACAAAAGACUUCCCAUGCUGUGUAUUGCAAACCAAAGAGAAACAGGGCUCCCUUGUGAGAUGUGAGGUCCCAGCCCUGCAAGAAUCUGAGGACCCAGUCCUGCAAGAAUCUGAGCACCCCCAAUGACUUCACUAAGAGUUUCACAGGAGAAACAAACAUUCUGUUACUUAUCCAUGAUUUGUGUAUUUGUUAUUGUUUGAACAGCAGUGCCCAGCAAGUUAGGGUUUUAACCCUGUUUAAAAAGCAGAAGGAGACAGCAUUCACCAUGAAAGGGGAACAAAGGUGGAGGUAGAGACAGAGGUAUCUUAGCAGCCUUAAAAAAAAGCACACAGCCGACCAUGCAAACUAAUUGUGACUCUAUUCUAGAUCACCAGUGACAACAUUUUUAACUCCUAAACUCCCAGCCUAUUCUUUGGCCACUCACGCUGAGCCCUUACUAUACAACAGCAAUAACUAUAGUACGUUUAUAUGAAAUGUGACCCCAACUUUAUUCACUUGGCUUAAUGGAAAUUCCAUUCUUUAGUAUGUGCAAACAGGAGUCACCUGAUGACAAAAUUAUACUCCACAUACCUUAAAAAUAACAGCCAGUUUCUGAAAAAAAAAUUAAUGUUAGUAGUCAGUGCUCAAAAACGUCUGGCAACUUUUUUUAAAAAAGAAAAGACAAUAUAUUUCCUGCCUUGCAGCUCAUGGAAAAGCAGGUGCUGCCCUCUCCGUAGUACUUAGUAUGAGUAUCUAUCUAUGCUUUCUGAGUUCAUAGUUAAAACCAAUGACAGUUGAAGGGUAUAAAGUGGGGGGAACAUAAACACAGGGAAAAGUGGGGUUCAAUAUUGGUAUAGGAUAGGAUGAACUUCAAGAGGAUGAUAAGUUAUGUCAAUUGAAAAUACAUCACCCCAAAAAAAAUCCCACAAACAUGACUGUUAGAGACCAGUAUAUUGUAAACAAUAAAUAUUCAUAUUUAUAUAUAUAUACACAUACAAGUAACAUGUGAAGAGUAGUUCUGUUAUUUUCAAUACAUAUCACAGAUUAUCUAUGGACAGAAUGCAGUGUUUUCUUGCAGAAUCCCAAUAAUUUUAACUACUAGCAAAAAA
Molecule: messenger RNA, 4637 nt
Organism: Mauremys reevesii (Reeves's turtle)
Lineage: Eukaryota; Metazoa; Chordata; Testudines; Geoemydidae
Gene: FGGY
Product: FGGY carbohydrate kinase domain containing
Exons: 17
Coding region: 453-2153 (566 amino acids)
Biological process (GO): carbohydrate metabolic process
Molecular function (GO): kinase activity; phosphotransferase activity, alcohol group as acceptor
Source: RefSeq, a predicted model, not a curated record